UGACCUGCUACCUCUCUCUCGAUUGCAUCACAUCAUGCUUUAAGCAUGAGUCCGGGUCCUGCUCGAUGCCUUCGCUGUCCGAUUCGCCUUCUUCCGUACCGCCCCCUGUGCCCGUCGAAACCCACCCGAACCGCAGCGUCGGCCUGAAAGAGCAACGAGCCCUCCCUGAUCCCACCCGGCUCGCCCCUGAAGAUGCAUACUACACUUCUUCGCUACCGCGCGCGCGGCCUACCUCGGCCCACUUGGACGACUCUCUGCGCGUGUUAAAUCCCAAUGCCAUCUCUGCUUCCUCGGUGGCUGCGCUGCGAUCGCCGCCGGCCGUGCUAGGAGCGGGUGGCCGAAAGGAGGUACGAAAGUUGCGGGGGACCAGCAGACGAAGACGACGAAAGGGCGCUUGGAAAAAGCUACUUUGGGUGAAACAGUCCUAUCCUGACAACUAUACGGAUACGGAGACCUUCCUGGACCACCUUCAGCGCAAUCCUCGGGUACGACCCUACGAUUUCUGGCCGCUCGUGGCCGACUCCACUGUCAUUGUACAACACGUUUGCUCGGUAGCUAUCUUCGUAUGUUGCUUCGUGGGCAUUGUGCAGGGCCGCGUGAGUCCGGUCUCCGUGGUCUGCUGGGGCAGUGUUGGGACUGCGUUGGGCUGGAUAUUCUGGGAUUCCUGGAUCCUGCGGGAACAUGUGGAGAGUGUUUAUGUCGCAGAACGCGCAUCCGAAGGGGAUGAUGGGUCCAGUGCCAGUUCCAUGACCAGUUCUGGCAACCCGUCCGGUCACACUUCAGGUUCACGUCAGGGUGGGCAGAGGGAGAGCCAGGUGCAUGGCCUAGGACUGUCCAUGGCACAUCAUGUAGCCCAUGAGCCAAUGCAGCGACAGAACACGGGGGACAGUGGCGAUGCUGAUGGCAGUGCACAAGAACCCGCAUCCCCUGUGACAGGAUCAGCGAGCGGCUCUCUUGGUGGCUUGUCUCACGACCCGGACAUGCUGCCGAUGCUUUCCUCGCGGAAUCGGCAGCGUCUCUCUACCGUCAAGUCGGCAUUUCUGAUCUACUUUGCUUUGCUCGGACUUAGCCCGAUUUUAAAAUCACUUACCAAGUCCACCGCCAGCGAUUCCAUCUGGGCCAUGAGCUGCUGGUUGCUGAUCAUGAACAUUUUCUCCUUUGACUAUGGAAGCGGAGAGGGCGCAGGCGCCACCAAGUUUCCGGCUUCGCUGUCUACCAACGCAGCGGUGAUGGCUUCCACCGUGUUGGCGUCUCGACUGCCGUCCACAACACAUGUGUUCAGCCUGAUGCUUUUCUCAAUGGAGGUUUUUGGGCUGUUUCCAAUCUUUCGACGACAACUGCGUCAUGUGUCUUGGACAGGUCAUGUUCUCCUAACGCUGACACUGGUGCUCGUAGCUGGGGGCGCAGUGGGCAUUACCCUGCGUGGCGGAUGGGCGGCCUUUGUGGUUGGGUCUAUUUUAGGCAGCAUCCUGACAGCACUGGCCAUGGGAGGAUGUAGCUGGUGGCUAAUCAGCCUUCAGAAGUAUAAGAAUGUGGUGACUGGUCCAUGGGAUCCAGCCCGUCCGAUCAUCCGGCGACACUGGGAUUAGAGAUUGCAGCCCCGGGGCUUUGUCGUGUGGCUGAUACCAGGCUGAGAAAACAUUUUACAAGAUACCCCUACAGUAUUGAGAUUUUGGAUCUAGCGCUUUUUCAUAUGACAUGACCAUCCCAGGCUGGCUUUUCAGUGUAAAGAUUUGACAUUGGGCGCAACGCCAAGUAAGG
Molecule: messenger RNA, 1761 nt
Organism: Aspergillus saccharolyticus JOP 1030-1
Lineage: Eukaryota; Fungi; Ascomycota; Eurotiomycetes; Eurotiales; Aspergillaceae
Gene: pigc
Product: phosphatidylinositol N-acetylglucosaminyltransferase
Exons: 2
Coding region: 66-1589 (507 amino acids)
Biological process (GO): GPI anchor biosynthetic process
Cellular component (GO): glycosylphosphatidylinositol-N-acetylglucosaminyltransferase (GPI-GnT) complex; membrane
Source: RefSeq, a predicted model, not a curated record